UUUGUUUUUGUCAUUUUUUGGGAAAGCUGUUGCUCUGACCUCCCCUCUCUGUUCCCAGUCGAGUCGCUCUCCUUCUCUCUCUCUCUCUCACACACACACACACACACACUGCUCCCCCUCUCUGCCUCUCGUUCUCUCAGCAUCAUUCAGAGCUUCAUCUCCUCGGCUGGAAUCACACAGGAUUCAUCUGUAGGUUGAAAUCACUCCACUGGAUAUUCUGAGGCUUUUCCCGCAUGCACCGGAUCUCGGGAUAGAUGCUGGAAACGGACCGUGGGAUGAGACGGGAUGAGGAGUCCUCCUCACCGGACCUUCCUGAUGAGGACUCAUUGCAGCUGCGCGUUUCGAAGCUCUUGAUGUCAUGAAUAACUGACGCUUCCGUAUAGGACUCGUUUUGGAGGGUCUCUGUGUUGUUAUGUGAUCUAAUUGCACGGUUAUGUAACUCUAAGUGUUUUCCGUGGAAGGAAAUACCGAGUCUUUCGGUAUCACUCUCGCUCCGGUGCAUGCCUGCGCUCGCUCCCUCGCGCCGGUGUGCACCGUGAAUCUGCACCGAAUCUGCACUGAAUCUCCGGUGAGAUGGCCGCGGCGAUCGCCAGCUCGCUCAUCCGACAGAAACGGCAGGCGCGCGAGUCAAACAGCGAGCGUGCGGUCACCGGUAAACGUCGCUCAAGCCCCGGUAAAGAGCCCUCGGGACGAGGCUCCCUGUGCGAUCGGCACCUGUUCGGACUCUUCGGUAAAGUCCGAUUCUGCAGCGGGAAGAAACGACCGGUGCGCCGGAAACCAGAGCCUCAGUUGAAGGGGAUAGUGACCAGGCUCUUCAGUGAGCAGGGCUAUUACUUGCAGAUGCAGCCGGAUGGAACCGUCGGCGGGACCAAAGAUGAAAACAGCGACUACACUCUGUUUAACCUGAUCCCCGUGGGUUUGCGGGUCGUGGCGAUACAAGGCGUGAAGGCCGGACUCUACGUGGCCAUGAAUGGAGAGGGUUUCCUCUACUCCACGGAUACGUUCACAGCGGAGUGUAAGUUUAAGGAGAGUGUGUUUGAGAAUUAUUACGUGAUCUACUCGUCCACGAUGUACCGCCAGCACGAGAGCGGACGCGCCUGGUUCCUCGGACUCAAUAAAGAAGGAAUCAUCAUGAAGGGAAACCGGGUCAAGAAAACUAAACCGUGCUCACACUUCGUGCCCAGACCCAUUGAAGUGUGUAUGUAUAAGGAGCCGUCUCUGCAUGAUAUUGACGAGAAGCAGCGGUCCAGGAAAAACUCAGGAACUCCCACCAUGGGCACCAGGAAAGAGUUAAACCAGGACUCUACCGAUCAUGAAGGCUCAUAGCCACACACACACACACACACACACACACACACACCGACCUGUAAAUGUACACACAAACACACACACACACACACACACACACACACACGGUGACCCCUGGAGCUGAAUGCUUUCUUACACCCGAACAAACAACAGCAACUUCAGCAUCGACAAGCAUCAAACGAAAACAAAAAUUAAUGAAGUAACAUAAAAAUAAAAAUAAACAUU
Carassius carassius (crucian carp) is the source of this 1533-nucleotide messenger RNA. RefSeq names its product fibroblast growth factor 12b (gene fgf12b). Bases 574 to 1326 code for a protein of 250 amino acids. Gene Ontology annotation, biological process: animal organ morphogenesis; regulation of cell migration; positive regulation of protein phosphorylation. Gene Ontology annotation, molecular function: fibroblast growth factor receptor binding; growth factor activity. The transcript is spliced from 5 exons. NCBI's taxonomy places the organism in Eukaryota, Metazoa, Chordata, Actinopteri, Cypriniformes, Cyprinidae. The record is from RefSeq and is a predicted model, not a curated record. Gene Ontology annotation, cellular component: cytoplasm.